Pangasianodon hypophthalmus (striped catfish) is the source of this 2994-nucleotide messenger RNA. It is a transcript of the gene ankrd33bb, whose product is annotated as ankyrin repeat domain 33Bb. The record is from RefSeq and is a predicted model, not a curated record. The transcript is spliced from 4 exons. Gene Ontology annotation, molecular function: protein binding. Bases 794 to 2239 code for a protein of 481 amino acids. Lineage: Eukaryota; Metazoa; Chordata; Actinopteri; Siluriformes; Pangasiidae.
UGUUCACGUCAUUUCUAUAUCUAGUCAAGCCUUUGCUUACAGUGACAAGGCUAGUGACAGAUUGGGGUCAAAUGCAAAUGAUUGAGGCCACUCUAUUACAUGGUCCUGCGCACAUCACUUAGUGCAUUAGCCUCAUAUCUUAUAGUCAGGAUUGUUCCAGUCAACAUUAUGUUGUGAAUAACAGUGAUUAUACAGCACUGUAUGUGGAAAUAGCCUGUCUGAAGGACGCUUUUAUGGACGGGCUGUUAUAGGCGGUAUUGGGUUACUCUCAUUACUGUGUAUAGUUAGUUGUUACAUGAGCGGCUGAGCACAAAGUGCUACUAUUGCCACAGCAGUCAGAUUACUGGAUUACUGCCUUACUGUCUCCACUAGAGACAGUGAGGGGCUAAACAGAUUAAGAGGCUUCUCCCAGGACUGUAGUAUCUCCUGUUGAUUUUUCCCGGAUGCAAUUCAUCUGAUGACAGCUUAUUUGGAUAUUUGAUAAAUCACAGGCAGCAUCAAAAAGAGUAAAUCAGCAGAGACAAUUUGGUAGUAUAAAACCUAGACAUGAAUAAGUGGUUUUAGAGGUAAACUGCAGAGCAGUGCAGUGUUGAAUUUUCUUAUGCUAGAACAUGUCCGAAGUAGCUGCUGAGGUUUACUGUCCAUUAUAUGACUACAAGCGUCAGACUACAGCUUCAGGUUUGUAAGAUUUUUUUCUUGCUCCAGUUGAAUCCUGAGUCAAUGGUUAAAUGGUGCUGAUAAAAUCUAAUUUUGGGACAAGAUCAAAACGGCAGCGGGACUCUGCCACAUCAUCAUGGAAACCUCUAUACACAGCACCAGUGAUGCAGAGGAGAAAGAGGACUCUUGUUAUGCAGAUGAGGAUGAUGAUGAUGAUGAUGUGUACCUUGUCAAAGAUGAUGAUGAUGAUGAUGAUGAUAUCUAUCAGGAAUUUGAGGAAUUGGACUUCUUCCAGUUACCAGACAACAAAAGCAUUGUGUCAGAUGAUUCCUUCUAUCCAACUGACAAUUCAGUCUCCUCUCAGAGAUCCCCAACCCCUGAGGGUCCAGAGCCUCGCACUUUUUUCAUGGCAUGCUGCAGUAACAAUGCCGUCAUAGCCAAAAUUAUGAUCAGGCAAGGAGUCAGUGAAGAGGAAGUUCGAGAAGUGGAUAAAAACAACAGGACUGGUCUGAUUGUGGCGUGUUAUCAGGGCUAUGUGGACAUCGUCAUUGCCCUCUCACAGUGUCCAUAUGUGGAUGUGAACUGGCAAGACAGCGAGGGCAACACAGCUCUCAUGACAGCUGCACAAGCAGGUCACAUUAUGAUCACCAACUUUUUACUGAACUACUUUGCUGGGGUGGACAUUGAACUCAGGAACUGUCACGGCUUCACGGCCAUUAUGAAAGCAGCCAUGCAGGGCCGUGCCAACUGCGUCCGGGCCCUUAUGAUGUCAGGUGCGGACAUUGAGGUGAGGGACUAUGGGCGUAAGCUGACACCGCUCGAGUGGGCACUUUUCACAGGCCACUAUGAGACAGCACGGAUGAUGCAGAGGCUUAUGGCCCGACCAUGUGCCGAGCAGUUCUGUGACUCAUUCCGCAUGGAGUGGCCCAAGUUGUCUCAACUGGUGUGCCAGGCACAGGAGCCCCGACCAUGCUGGAGGCAGCUGUCGGAGCGCAUGUGUGGCACCUUCAACCUCAGAAUGAGGAUGGAGCCUCUGGAGGAGGGUGUGCUAGACUACAUGGUGCGCCUGACCACAGCGCUGGCAAGUCCGCUUGUGGCCACUGCCUGCAGCACAGUAUGCCCAGGCAGCCCACCAUGUGUAGGCAAACAUCGACCAGCUGUCCCAGAUAUCCUGCGGGACAAUGACAAGCCGGUGGAGGAUCUUAAGAGCCUGGAAAACUAUAAGCGACUCUUCCAGAAUGGUCGUAUGCCACUGGUUUUCAAGGAACAGGAGCAGUGUGCCAGGCUGCAAGUGCCAACGCUGCCAGAUGUGGUGUUGGCAUCCAGCAUGACAUUGCGCAGAAACAGCCUGCUGCUGCUGCCCAUGAUAUGCAGGAGAAGCGUGUACCCAGGCCUGGUGGUGCCCAGAGUAUGCCUGUGUAAGGCUCCACCACCAACCUACACACCCGAGAGGAACCAGUGCAGGAGCAAGGAUCCACAGUACCUGCAGGUGCCCAAGUGGAAGUACAAGGCAUUGAAAGAGGAGAAGGAGCAGGAAAAGCAAAACAACAAGCUGAGGUUUCCUAUCGUGAAGAAGAGAUGACGUGAACAUGGAUGUUGCAUUGUGAUCGGAUAAGUCUUCCUCUGUGAUUCUCUCAUCAGUUGUCUGUACGUAAUAGCCGGAGGACUCUCGUCUUUCCAAAGAUGAUGACUGCUGUAACCAUUCAGCUAUAUAAUAGAAGUUUCAAUCCGGACUAAGUAUUAAUGUUUUUUUUUUUGGAUCUUCUUAUAGACAUGACACAUUACAGCUAGAAGUUUAUUCUUUAUAUACUAUAUAUUUUCUCUUUAGAGGAAAAUAUUUGAAAUUGUUGCAAAUUUAUUUGUAUUUUUUACAUGAACAGCUUUUACUUCUCUUAUUGUAAACAAACAGGAGAGUUUUGUUCAAAUAUUUCACAUUAUCAAACAGCAAAUAGUUUUGACUGGUUUAGGCUGGUAAUAUAUAAGUAUAAGCAAUUACAAUAAGUAAGUGUAUGAGAUUUCUUCAUUUCUAAGGAAUUGCAUGUCCACUUAUAGCAAGCCAUUACAGUUUGUGGUGUGUAGUGGGUCCAGUAGGGGGAGGUAUUGUACCUAGACAUCACUACAUACACGGCACAGCCUCGCAGCAUUUAACCCAGAAAUAUUCUCAUCUUCAUUCUCCCAGCGGGUGGCCCUGUAAUUAUAUCUUAAUUCUUAUUCUCUGAUAUGUUCUUAUCACACUGGAAUUAACAACAAAGAUGAAUAUCUAGGCAAUUAGAAAGGGCAAUAAUCACGCAUAAGUCCUAAUUUACCUCAUCAGCGUGUUGUUCUGAACCCUUAUUC